CGCCCGGCCCGGCCCGCGCGCCCGCCAUGGCGCAGGCCGCGCCCGCGCCCCAUCGCACCCACUCCUUCGCGAAGAAGACCUUCCACAAGCCCACGUACUGCCACCACUGCUCCGACCUGCUGUGGGGCCUCAUCGGGCAGGGCUACGGCUGCGAAGUGUGCAACUUUAUAGUUCACGAGCGAUGCGUGGGGCAGGUGGUAACGCCGUGCUGCGGGGUGGCGCCGAGCCUAAUCAAGAACCCAGUAGCUCACUGCUGGUCGGAGCCGACACACCACAAGCGGAAGUUCUGCACGGUGUGCCGAAAGCGGCUCGAUGAACUGCCAGCUUUACACUGCAUGAUAUGCGAGUACUAUGUCCACGGCGAAUGUGUGGACUUCGCGGCGGCCGACUGCAAGGAGAACGCGACGUACUGCGCCGGCAGCGAGCCGCGCCACGUGCACCACUGGCGCGAGGGCAACCUGCCGGCCAACAGCAAGUGCGCCGCCUGCCGCCGCGCCUGCUGGUCCGCCGAGUGCCUGACGGGCUACCGCUGCGAGUGGUGCGGCAGCACGGUGAGCCCCGCCCCAGUGACCCCCUGCCCGCCACAGCAAGUGCGCCGCCUGCCGCCGCGCCUGCUGGUCCGCCGAGUGCCUGACGGGCUACCGCUGCGAGUGGUGCGGCAGCACGGUGAGCCCCGCCCCAGUGACCCCCUGCCCGCCACAUGCGCCGCCUGCCGCCGCGCCUGCUGGUCCGCCGAGUGCCUGACGGGCUACCGCUGCGAGUGGUGCGGCAGCACGUGUCACGCUGGCUGCCGCGCACUCAUACCGGAGGAAUGCAACUUCGGGAUGCUGCAGCCCAUCUUCCUGCCGCCGUCCGCGGUGUCCAUCCCGCGCACCGAGGUGCCCAUGGAGGCCAUCAUCGGCGUGCACGUGCGGCCGCCGCCCUCGCAGCGCGACUUCGGCUGCCCGCGCAGCGUCAGCGAGGAGUUCAGCUCGGGCUGCGAGGGCCGCUCGGGCUCCGGCGGCGGCUCCACGGGCGCGCCCGCCGACCAGGACCACAAGCCCGACCACAAGCAGCACAGGGACCGCACUCCUGACGACAGGGACGAAGCGUAUAAUAAAAAAACGAAAAGUCAAAAGAAGCAAUCGAGAAUCCGAAUGUUUCCAACAGAAGUAGUGAAGGUGUACGACGGCGAGGCGGCGUGGUCGCGCCGGUUGUACCGGCCGGUGGUGGUGGGUCGCAACUGGAACGAGCGGGAGCUGGUCUCGGCGGCUCUGCGGGCCUUCCACGUGGUCCGCGACCCGGACCUCUUCGAACUCACGGACGCUCUGGCGGGCGACGAACCCCCCUUGAAAGACCCCACGCCUCUGGCCAGGGUCACCAGGCUGCCAAACAAGCGGCCGGCGCUGUUUUUGCGCUUCAAGGAACCAGAGACGGGAGGCGGAGAGGUCCGGGUGUACCCGGGGCGCAUCGCUGGCGCGGGAGACACCUUCGUAACGGUGGUCUGCCGCGGCGACGACGCCGUCACCGACCUCAUGGCCGCGGCGCUCGAGCGCUUCGGCCUGGACCCCACCACCGCCGCCAACGACUUCCGCUGCUCGGAGAUCCUGCUCGAUAGGGGCGUGUCAGAACGAGUACUCGAAGAAGACGAGCGACCGUGGCGCAUCGUGGUGCGGCUGGCACGGGAGUCGGUCCGGCGCAUGGAGCUGGCCCGCUUCUACCUGCAGCCGCGGCGCGACCCGCACGGGCCCACGCUCGCGCUCUUCGUGGCCUCGCUGCCGCCGGGCCUGUCGGAGAGGAACUACGAGAACAUCUUGGUGGAGUUCCUAGGCACCGAAAACAAGUUCACAUCAAUCGGGCCGAUUUACUACGAGUACGGGUCGAUGGUGAUAACAUACGAGGACGCCAGUAAGGCGGUACGCGCGCUCUACGCGCUUAGAGAGGCCAAAUAUGAAGAUAAGCAUUUAUUAGUGAUGCUGCUACCAAGCAUCGAGCCGUCAAUGGUGCCGGCGGGCGUGAAGCCACUGCUGGUGUUCGUGAACGUCAAGUCCGGCGGCUGCCAAGGGCUGGAGCUCAUCUCUUCCUUUAGAAAACUUCUUAACCCUUAUCAAGUGUUCGACCUAGAGAAUGGCGGCCCCCUUCCGGGGCUGUACGUGUUUCGUCACAUUCCCAACUACAAGAUCCUGGUGUGCGGCGGCGACGGCACCAUCGGCUGGGUGCUGCAGUGCCUCGACAACGUGGGCCAGGACUCGCAGUGCUCCAACCCGCCUUGUGCCAUCGUUCCCCUCGGCACUGGCAACGACCUAGCGCGGGUUCUCCGCUGGGGCUCCGGCUACACCGGCUGCGAGGACCCGCUGUCGCUGCUGCGUGACGUCAUCGACGCGGAGGAGAUCCGCCUGGACCGCUGGACCGUGGUCUUCCACCCAGAGGACAAGCAGGACGAGCCGAAAGAACUGUCGAAGCAACUGCCUGGCUCGCAGUCCGAGGACAACUCGCAGAUCCUCGUCAUGAACAACUACUUCGGCAUCGGCAUCGACGCGGACCUCUGUCUGGACUUCCACAACGCGAGGGAGGAGAACCCUAACAAGUUUAACAGCAGGUUGCGUAACAAGGGCGUGUACGUAAAGAUGGGUUUACGCAAGAUGGUGGGGCGGAAGAUGUGCAAAGACCUGCACAAGGCGGUCAAGCUGGAGGUGGACGGGAAGCCGGUGGAGUUGCCGGCGGUGGAGGGAAUCAUUAUUUUAAACAUCCUAAGCUGGGGGUCCGGCGCAAAUCCAUGGGGUCCAGAAAAGGACGACCAAUUCAACAAGCCCAACCACUGGGACGGAAUGCUGGAAGUGGUGGGCGUCACCGGGGUGGUACACCUCGGGCAGAUCCAGUCGGGCCUCCGGGGAGCAAUGAGAAUAGCACAAGGUGGACACAUCAAAAUAAACCUGAAGAGCGAGAUACCAGUGCAGGUGGACGGCGAGCCGUGGGUGGCGGCGCCCAGCGAGGUGGUGGUGCUGAAGUCCGCGCUCAAGGCCACCAUGCUCAAGAAGCGCGGCAAGGUUCGGCGGCGGAACACGGAGCCGGCGCUGGCGCGGCCUCCCGAGCGGCCCGAGCGGCCUGCCGAGCGGUCCGAGCGGCCUGCCGAGCGGCCGCCGGCGCCGCGGCCGCCGCCCGAGCGGCACGCGCGGCCGCCGGACUCCUGA
Molecule: messenger RNA, 3170 nt
Organism: Ostrinia nubilalis (European corn borer)
Lineage: Eukaryota; Metazoa; Arthropoda; Insecta; Lepidoptera; Crambidae
Product: diacylglycerol kinase theta
Exons: 19
Coding region: 27-3170 (1047 amino acids)
Molecular function (GO): nucleic acid binding; ATP-dependent diacylglycerol kinase activity
Source: RefSeq, a predicted model, not a curated record